This is a messenger RNA of Dioszegia hungarica, 1908 nucleotides long. RefSeq lists its product as uncharacterized. The transcript has 7 exons. Lineage: Eukaryota; Fungi; Basidiomycota; Tremellomycetes; Tremellales; Bulleribasidiaceae. The coding region runs from base 1 to 1908 and encodes 635 amino acids. Gene Ontology annotation, molecular function: glycosyltransferase activity. The record is from RefSeq and is a predicted model, not a curated record.
AUGCCCAGCUUCGACCUCCCUGAGCCGUCACUGGAGUACGGCGACGCCCAGGCUCGCUCUCCUCACUAUCUCGCCACUUCCGACUCAAAUCGCUCCACUACACCAACACUCUCGGAGCCUUAUCCCUGGCGGUACGAUCUGACCCCUCAGGAGCGGGACGAGCGGGAACUCCACCUGUUCGGCGCGCGGGGCCGGUCCGGACUCCGCGUUGUCAUCGUGACCGAGAACUUCCUGCCCAAGGUGGACGGCGUCACUCGGACCUUGGCGCGGCUGCUCGAGCAUCUCGAGCGGGAAGGACACCAGUGUAUGCUGCUCGGGCCGGAAACGGGGAUGGGACACUAUGCGAGUCAUCCGCUGGUGGGGACAGCGGGGGUGCCGCUGGUAGUCUACCCGGGGCUGAAGUUGAACUUUUUGCGCCCAAAGUUCAUGCGAGCAAUCAAAGACUUUCAACCGGAUGUCAUACACUUUGUCGAUCCCAUCUGGCUCGGCGCGCAGACGCUCAUGGCGAUGGAGCUCGGAUGGGCGGGCGAGGACUGGGUCAGUGAUGGGGGACCAGCUCUGGGAUCUGGGAUAAGAGGGGCAGUAGUGGCGAGCUACCACACCAAUCUCGCUACGUAUGCUACCCUCUUUGGCAUGGCCUGGCUCGAGCCGAUCAUGUGGCGCUUUCAGUCCUGGCUUUACUCCAAGACACUUCUCACUCUAUGCCCUUCCCCCUCUACACUCAGUAUGCUGGAAGGCCAGUCAUUCUCCGGCGUCCGGCUCUGGCCUCGCGGCGUCGACCUAUCGCAAUUCGGCCGCCACCGCCGCUCCUCCGCCAUGCGCGCUUCCUGGGGCGUUGGUGAUGCUCCAGUCGUAGCACCUCCCAGCAAGACGGAGCACUCCCCGAUUGGUAUGGGAACGCACUGGCAAGGUCGCAAAGCCUCGCUCCCGCUUACGCCCCCUCUCACCCCAUGGACAGGCCCGAUCGACCAGCCGCUUCCUUCACCGACCGCACCAUCUUCUCUCCCAUCUCGGGUCGUACUCCUCUACGUCGGUCGGAUCUCAUGGGAAAAGAACCUCCACCUCUUGCUCGCCGCCUACGCUAAAUUAGGGCAAAAGCUUGUCGGGUCCGGGGUGGAGAUGCCCAAGAUGGUGUUUGUGGGAGACGGGCCGGCCAAGGCGGAACUGGAGGCGAUGUGCGGGAAGAAGGGGUACGAUGCGGUCUUUAUGGGGCAUCGGUCAGGGCAGGAGCUGGCCGAGUGCUACGCUAGCGCAGAUGUGUUUGCUUUCCCGAGCUUUACAGAGACAUUCGGCCAAGUCGUCCUCGAGGCCUUGGCGUCUGGUCUACCCGUCAUCGGUCUCGACGCCGAAGGGACUCGGGAUCUCGUACAACACAGCGAGACCGGCCUCCUCCUCCCUCUACCCACUUCUGCAUCAUCCAGCUCCAACCCAAGUCGCUCGUGGCCGCUCAUCUGCCGGGACAAUACCUCGCCGGUCUUCGCCCAGUGCGCGGAAGAGUACGCGGACCUCUUGGCGCGUGCAGUGUGUGAACACGACGAGCGCCGGAGGAUGGGGGAUAAAGGGAGUACGGAGGGGAUCAGGGGAUACACGUGGUGGGAUGCGAUGGAGCGAUGCGUAGAUGGGUAUCGCGAGUCUAUGCGGAUAGCGAGACAACGCCGCCAGGUCGAGGUUAUCACGCACGACAUGGGCGCAGCUCCGUGCGAUAUCUCGGCUGUCCCGGCCAGUCCCCGGACGUCAAGGAUGAACAGGCUCGUGUCCCGCCGGCUAGCCCAUCGGGGUGGAUGGUCCAAUCCAGCGGAAGAGGGUGUACCCGUACGCAAGUCGGGAGUGGGGAUGUUUAGGCGGGUCAAGAGCGAGACGGGCGAGACGGUAUGGCAUUUGACUGACCAUGGACAGAGACGUUGCUGA